GCGCUAUUCCCGCCCCUUCCUCACACACCGCGACCAGCUCACACACGCCAUGGGUGCCACGAAAAAGUCCGCGUCGGGCGUCGCCAAGUCUGGAGGCGCGGCCGCGUCCACCAGGCCCGGGAGCUCCUUCAUCAAGUGGGCGUACCGCGCUGUCAUCGCCUACGUCAUUUACCUGGCCUGCGCCGUCCUCGACCGUGUCAAGGACCGAUGGUACGUGUUCACGCCCGAGCACCUCCAUGAGCUUGCACAGGCCGCGGUGCGCGCGCACCCCGGUGAUAUCGACGCGAUCAUCCCCUUCAUCGUCUCGAACCUCACCGCGCACUACCCUUCGUCUGCUAUCGCGAUCAACACGGACGCGAGCGAGUGGGUGUUCAACAACGCGGGCGGCGCGAUGGGCGCGAUGUACGUCAUCCACGCGAGCAUCACCGAGUACCUUAUCGUGUUCGGGACGCCGCUCGGGACGGAGGGCCACAGCGGCGUGCACACCGCGGACGACUACUUCAACAUCCUCGUCGGGGAGCAGUGGGCGUUCGACCCGCCGAAACUGCAGAUGGAGGUGUACCGCCCAGGCGAUGUGCACCACCUCCGCCGCGGGCACGUCAAGCAGUACAAGAUGCACGAGGGCUGCUACGCGCUCGAGUACGCCAGAGGCUGGAUCCCGCUCAUGUUGCCCUUCGGCUUCGCGGACACGUUCUCGUCCACGCUCGACUUCUGGUCCUUCGGUGAGACCGUGCGCAUCACGGCGCGCGAGUACCUCCGCAACCUCUCCCUCGGCAAGAUCUAGCGAAGCAACAUCUCCCCAGCAAGAUCUAAUUCAGAGACCGCCCCGUCACUUUCCUCGGGCCUACGCCCAAAAGUAACGAUACACUAUUGUAUACUACGCCUGUAAUCGGGUCCGCGCGGUAUAGGUCGACCGUGCUCUGCUAUCGUUGCUUGCUU
This is a messenger RNA of Trametes versicolor FP-101664 SS1, 939 nucleotides long. RefSeq names its product ERG2 and sigma1 receptor-like protein. The record is from RefSeq and is a predicted model, not a curated record. The transcript has 3 exons. Lineage: Eukaryota; Fungi; Basidiomycota; Agaricomycetes; Polyporales; Polyporaceae. Gene Ontology annotation, biological process: ergosterol biosynthetic process. Gene Ontology annotation, cellular component: endoplasmic reticulum. Bases 50 to 784 code for a protein of 244 amino acids.